AUGGUUACAGAAAUAACAAAAUUUUUUAUAUCAACAGGGAGGCACCUGGUGAGUGUAUUGGAGGACUUGAACUUGGAGCGGUACUACAGGGAGAAACAAUCACGUAGCAAAUUACUUGAGAUUGAUGAGCAGAUGAUUAAAGAUGAACCUGCCAAGUAUAAAUCAGACCUCCCAUGGUAUUUUCUAAAGGAACUGAUGAUGGUUAAUGUCACAGCUAGAAAUAGGAUAAAACUUAAUGAUCAAUCAUUGAUCACAGACAUGCCAAACCCACUCGACAUAAUCACUGCUCUUUUUCUGUGUUCUGAUGGUUUUGUACAGCAGGAAAUGGCACUCAAAAUGUCUAUGUGUCAGUUCUCUGUUCCUCUGCUGCUUCCCAAUUGUGACACCAAUCAGUGCACACUCAUGCUGUGGGCCAUGAGAGACAUUGUUAAAAAGUACAGACCUCAGUCUCUGUCAGAAUCCAAGGGCUUCAUUGAAGACAGAAUUGUUCUGUCUGAACUUCCAAUGAUCUCUUUUGUCAGACUGGGUGAGUGCUCCUUGUCCAAGUCAGAGAUUCUCAAUAAGCUUUUGAGCAAUUCUCAGCAGUACCAUGACACCUUUGUUCACCGCAACAUGGAGUGUGGUGACAGUCCAAGAGCAAUAUCCAACGGACUGACUGAAAUUACUUGGUAUCUUCCUUGUGGAAACACAAACAUUGAUAUUUUCAGCCAGCCAGUGGCUGUAGCCAACCUUCAUGGGGACAUUGAAUCUUUUGAAACACAAUACUCCUUUCUGUGCCAGACAUCUGCAGCAGUUUUCGUGUUCUUCGGCGAUUUGGAUGAGUCUGAGCACAGUCUACUCACUAACAUAAACCAAAAGACACAGAUCUUCUUGGUUGGUAAUGGUGAAAGUAAUAACGAGGUUUUAAGAACAGUAGCAAACAAAUUGGGCUUGAGUAACAACAACAUCAUAACUAAGAAGAAACAGAAAAAUGAUGCAGAUUUUGUACAAACUUUGAGAAAAAAAGUCAGAGAUGUGGUGAAGAACUCAAAGAUUAAGAUGACAAUAGAGCAGAUGGCAGACAUUGCCUAUAAACUGGGAAUCCUGGUUGAUGAAGACUCUCCAGAGUGUCAGAAUGCAAAGACAAAUGCAGAUGUCAUCACUGCUGAAAUUCAAGACAUCCAUAGAUUCAAAGAAGAUCAGCUUCCACGGCAAGGUGAAAUAUGGAAAGAACUGACCUGCUUAGAGAAGGAAGAAUUUCGACUUCAACAUAUCGGGUCUAGAAAUAUUGAAGAUUACAGAAGCGAACUUCUGUUACAGAAAAAAGAACUGCGGAAAAAGCAGAACUCUUAUAACAUGUCAACAGCUAUGACAUGCUUCAUCAAUGCAAUAUCAAGCCAAGGAACAGAGAGGUUUUAUUUCUUGAAAUGGAUGCAAAUGAACCUGGAUAACCUGUCUCGUACAAAACUGUCUGAACUUCAGGAGAAAUAUAAAGAAAAAUGCAAGAACUCUGAGAACAAAGAAGAGAUCAAGGAAAUUGACAGACAAAUUUCCAACAGCUCACUGGGGACUGAACACUUCUUCCGUGAAAUGGGUCAGAUCUAUGAAGCCUCACUGUCCCUUCCACAAACAGAUCCAUCACGUCAACAGCUGCAGCAUCUGCCCAAACUGUGUGCAGAGUUGUUGCUUGAUGGAUUUCCUCUUGAGCUUGUAGAUGGAGAUGCAUCCAACAUCCCUCUCAGAUGGGUGACUGAUGUUCUCUCUCAGCUCAGUGACUUGGUGUCUCCAAACAGAAAGAUCCUGGUAGUCACAGUUCUUGGAGUUCAGGGCACAGGAAAGUCCACUCUCCUUAACACCAUGUUUGGAGUGCAGUUUGCAGUCAGCAGUGGUCGAUGUACUCGAGGUGCCUUUAUGUCGCUCAUCAAAAUCGAUGAAGACAUGAAAAAAGUCCUAAACUGUGACUUCAUGCUGAUCAUUGACACUGAGGGGUUGAAGUCACCAGAACUUGCACAACUGGACAACAGCUAUGCAGCAGCCAAAAUGGAAAAGAAAGAGGAGAACAAGAGCUUCACUGAUGUGAUGGAGUACAGUCCAGACACUGGGAACUGGUACAUUCCUGGACUGUGGAAUGGAAACCCACCAAUGGCACCAGUCAGUGUAGGGUACAGUGAGGCUGUAUAUGAGCUCAAGAAACACAUCAUCCAACUGCUGGGAAACUGUGAGUCAUCGGCCAAGGAUAUCUUGGAUUUUAAAGAGUGGAUGUCAAACCUAUGGAAUGCAGUAAAGCACGAAAGCUUCAUCUUCAGCUUCAGAAACAAUCUCGUAGCUGAUUUAUACAUGAGACUCUGCACAGAAUUCAACAAAUGGGAGUGGGAAUUCAAAAAAGAGAUGUACACCUUUGUAACCAACGCAGAAAGAAGAAUUUCCAAUUUUGGUAAAGUUGCUGUAAAAUCUGAAUCUUCUGACAUCAAUGAAUUUCUCAAACGUUUGAAAAUUGAAGCCUCCACAGUGCUGUCCACAUGGGAGACAAGACUUCUAGAAAAUCUGAGACAAUAUUUUAAGAAAACAGACGGUCAUGGAUAUCUUGUCGAAGGAUAUAAAGAGGAAUUCUCAAGCAAUGCAAAGAGCCUUCGGCGUGAAAUGGAAAGGACUGUUUUUAAUCAGCUCACAGCAGCAGCAGAAAUCACACAGGAAAUGAUAGAAAUUGAUAGAAUCAAAGAGAAUCACAUAAAAGAGAUUGAAAAUGCAGUUUGGGGACUGAUUAAUGAGUGUUGGAAAAAUAAUGCUCCGAUGGGAGAGACAGAACUUGAAAAUAAGUUUCUCAAGAUGUGGUGUGAAACACUGAAGAAACUUCCUUGUUCUGAAAAGCAAGCUAAGCAAAUCUUUACCAAUGCAGCAUCUUAUCUGAGAGAAAGCCUGAAACAUAAAGGGGACGUUUCACUUGAACUCUUAGAAAAAAAGCUGGAAGAUUGUGGUUUGGUACCUUUCAGAUAUACAGCUGAAAGAUACUCAAAUAGAGUUGAGGAAGUAGAUAUGUUUUUUGACAUUCAAGAUUACAUAAUGGCUGCACAAAAACUGGCUGACAGCAUCAUAGAUGUUUGCACUCAAUUUGUGAGAGAAAAAGUGAGAAGGAAAAAAAUGUACUGUGACACAUACAUCAAGGAGAUCCUACACAUCACUGAUGAGAACCUUGAGAAAAACCAAGAGGUCAAGGCAGACAUUAUGUUUGAAGUUUUUCUAAAACAGCACGUCUGUGGAAUUGCAGCCAGAGAGUUUAAGAAAGUGCAUGAAGAAAAUGAUCCCUACAGAUGUUUGAUUAAGAACAAGGACAGGUUUUGUGAUGAUUUCAAACAUGUGGUUAAUAAAGAAGACCAAUGCCAAAAGAAGGCAGAAGAAUUCACCAACCAGUGCUUGAAGCCUGCUGUUCAAGACUUUAUCAAUCAGUCCCUGGGUCCUAAAAUCAUUGAUGAAAUGCUGACAUGUGAGCAGUUUAGCACACGAAUGUCCUUCCAGUGUUCAAUCUUACUGGAUCUGCUUUCGAAGGAGGAUUUUAAAAACUACCAGAGAUAUAUUUUCUCAUAUCAGGAUUAUGUAAAGACAUGGAUACUCAACCAAAUAGUGGAGCACUUCUCAACAAUAUCUGAGUUUGAGGACAGACAUCUCCAGUCAUGUAUCAGAAGCAUAAAUGAUGCCAUCAACAAGGCAAAAACAGGAAAGAGUGAUAAUGUGAAGACAUUUGUUGAAGAUAUUUGUAAAGAACUUGGUGAUAAACUGGUCAUUUCCAAAGAUGCUCUUGGUGCUUUCAUGUUUUUGAACAAUGCUGACAAGAAUCAGUUUGCUGACUGGCUCACAGUGUUUGUGAACGAAAUGUACCAAGAUCUGAGAAAAGAGUUUCAAACAUUGAACUUUGAAGUGAAACUACAGCAGCUCCAUGUGCAUCCUGAGAAUGAGCUUUUCAACAAACUGGUUGGUUGUGGCAAACAGUGUCCAUUCUGCAAAGUUGUCUGUGAUGCAGGAGGAGGAGGUCAUACUGAGCACUUUGCUCUACUGCAUCGGCCUCAGGGUCUGGGUAGAUACACUUGGCAUGUAACAAAGAAACUUGUCACUAACAUAUGCUCUUCCUCUGUGAUCAGUGAGCAGUGUUUUAGCUGCAUUGAUACAAAUGGUAGAUGGCACCCUUACAAGAAAUACAAGGAAAUUUACCCAGACUGGAAAAUCCCUCCAGAUUCGAGCCUUGAGGCAUCGGACUACUGGAAAUAUGUAAUGGCAAAGUACAACAUGGACCUUGCCAAAGAAUAUAAUGCAAACCCUGCUGAUAUUCCUGAAAGUUGGAAUGACAUCACAAAAGAACAGGCAGAAAAAAGCCUCAAGAAAUCAUUUAACAUCAAGUAA
Molecule: messenger RNA, 4371 nt
Organism: Neolamprologus brichardi
Lineage: Eukaryota; Metazoa; Chordata; Actinopteri; Cichliformes; Cichlidae
Source: RefSeq, a predicted model, not a curated record